GACAAAAAGUAACCUGUUUAAUAAACGCUGUGUCUAUAGGAACAUUGCUCUUUAUAGGAUGCGAGAUAUUGUUGAAUGAGAUAAAACAACACAUAAGCAGAAAAGUACGACUUUGUAAGUGGCUAAGUUUUUGUUUUUCUUGUCUUAUCUCUUUUGCUUUAAUUAGUUUUACAACAAGUAUGGCACCUCAUACUCAUGGAGAUAUAGAUACCCUUGUGAAUAUUCAUGAUCAUAAUCAUUAA
Messenger RNA from Plasmodium gaboni, 242 nucleotides. RefSeq names its product Zn2+ or Fe2+ permease. NCBI's taxonomy places the organism in Eukaryota, Apicomplexa, Aconoidasida, Haemosporida, Plasmodiidae. The record is from RefSeq and is a predicted model, not a curated record. The transcript is spliced from 2 exons. The annotation marks the transcript as partial.